GCCACUGGACUCGGGGCGCAGCCGAGCGGCUGCAGGGGUGGGGCGGACCCGACGCCCUGCGGGGCUCGGGCGCCGCAGGUUCGAGGCCGGGCCCCGCGCGCCGGAGGCCGCGCUACCCCCGGGGAGCUGCCCGGCGGUGAGUUUGCCCAGCAGCCGAAAGAAGGCGGGAGCCAGCGGGGGCCCUGGAAACCUUCUGGCAACCUGGGCCCGGAGUCUCCGGGGACCUGCCGCUUCCUGGGUCGCCCUCCCGGACGUCCCCGCCGAAGGGUAACUGUUCUGGGCCCCCGGCAAAAGGAGCCUUCAGGUGACCCCCGGCGGGGCCCUGCGAGCCGCGAGAGCCAACCUCGGGGCCUGGAGCCGGGGAGGAAGGGGGCUUUCCGGAGACGCGCGGCAGGGUCCGAGGAGCCGUAGCGCAGCGGAGCGGAGCCGGGCCUCCCGGGCACGGGGCAGGGCAGCGCGUGCUCUGGAGACAGACUCUGGGACCCUCGGGUGCGGGGGCCUCGGCGACUGCCCCGCGGAGAUCGCGGCCGCGGAGUGGCCUACAGGGGAGCCUACCCCCAAGAGGCCGGCCCGGGACGGGGAGAUGAACGGCUUUAGCACCGAGGAGGACAGCCGCGAAGGGCCCCCCGCCGCCCCCGCCGCCGCCCCGGGCUACGGCCAGAGCUGCUGCCUCAUCGAGGACGGCGAGCGCUGCGUCCGGCCGGCGGGCAACGCCUCCUUCAGCAAGAGGGUCCAGAAGAGCAUCUCGCAGAAGAAACUCAAACUGGACAUCGACAAGAGCGUAAGGCACCUGUAUAUCUGUGACUUCCACAAGAAUUUCAUCCAGAGCGUUCGGAAUAAAAGGAAGAGGAAGACGAGUGACGAUGGCGGAGAUUCUCCUGACCACGACACCGACAUUCCUGAGGUUGAUCUGUUCCAGCUGCAGGUGAACACUCUACGACGCUAUAAACGACACUACAAAUUGCAGACCAGACCAGGCUUCAAUAAGGCCCAGUUAGCAGAAACUGUCAGUCGACACUUCAGGAACAUACCUGUGAAUGAAAAAGAGACCCUUGCCUACUUCAUCUACAUGGUGAAGAGUAACAAGAGUAGACUGGACCAGAAAUCAGAGGGCAGCAAGCAGCUGGAGUGAGGAUGAAGCACAUCCUCGGGAAUGAAGUCUGAUGCUCGACGCACAGGUGACAUCUGCUACAGUUAAGCCCGUAAAGACUUUUAAGUUUUAUUAUAAAUAAAAAUGUUUGAAUGAUACAUACUGUAAAUCUUUUUGGUCAGGAGGAUUAUAUUCUCCUGAUUCAGCAUGUGUAUACAAAGACUUUGUUUUAAGGCAACUACUGGGCUGAAAAAAAAAGCAAGAUCAUAGAAAAAAUUAAAGAAAAACUACGUAUUGCAGCAUUCAAAACAGCAUUAAGUCAGUGCUACUGGAAAUGAGGGGUAACAUAUUUUGGGAGUCACCUGGUAAUCCCAUUCUGCCACGCGUGAGAGGUAGCGCUGUGACAUCAGCAGGGUGGCGGUGGUGGAGGAGGUGUGUGAGCAGACCCCCAUGUGCUGGGGCCAGGGAGGCCCCGCCUUGUUUCAGGCUUUGUUGAUCAGCAGAUCGGUUUGACCCCGUCCCCCUGGCUGGCCCCGUGCCUUACACACAGUAGGCACUCCAUCGGCAUUCGUUGGCUAAUCGAGCUGUCACUAACAGUGCCAGCCUUGUAACAGCUGCUUCACACCUCCAGUUAAUGAGGCCUCUGCAACUUCUGUGGUUUACCACUUAACUUCUAGAGUGUGGAGGAAAUCCUGACGGACCAACAAGAGGUUUCACAUCAAAUGAGCACCUCAGGACAGUCACGUGUGCCAAGCUGUAUUUGUGGAGGCUCCAGAAACACAGGUGCAGAGAGACCUCUCAGGAGAUGUGGCCCUUUGCACACCCUUCUGCACUUCCUUCUUUGGGGUGAAGUUGUGUAUUGAGAUUUCAGCCAUUCUCCUGGGCCGUAAAUGCUUUUGCAAAUGGAGGUACUUAGAGGUUUGGGGCCCGUGUUUUCAGAAGUGCUAAUCCGUAGUUCAUGACCACCAAGAAGGCUGCCAAGGACCGUGUGCUUCCCACUCAGAAGUCCAGCUGUGGGGCAGAAGUCUGCCUGGCCUCGAUGCCCUGGGCUCAGGGUCAGCAACAAACC
Molecule: messenger RNA, 2159 nt
Organism: Phyllostomus discolor (pale spear-nosed bat)
Lineage: Eukaryota; Metazoa; Chordata; Mammalia; Chiroptera; Phyllostomidae
Gene: SAP30L
Product: SAP30 like
Exons: 4
Coding region: 584-1132 (182 amino acids)
Biological process (GO): regulation of DNA-templated transcription
Cellular component (GO): histone deacetylase complex
Molecular function (GO): protein binding; transcription coregulator activity
Source: RefSeq, a predicted model, not a curated record